ACCUGAUAUUUUUAGUUGUUUAAAUUUAACCUUAAUGGUUCACUCCAUAAGUCGGAGUCUAUUUUAGUAAAUAACAAUCUCUCUUCUAAGAAUCAGUAAAUACAUUAUACUAAUAAAAGGGUCAACAUUCAACCAAAACACUCAUGGACGACUAUUCUAUUAAGGUAAUAUCAUGGAUUGGGAUAUCGAUGAUUAUUACGUACCGAAGGUAUUUUCUCAGCUCAACUGAAAAGAUAAGCAAGAAGGAAGAACAGAUAACUUAUCGUGGAAGAAAACCUUACGAUGGUGUAUCCGAGUCAAUUCGAAAAAACAUAGAAAAAUUAUCUGUAUCGAUAAAAGAAGACACGGAUUUUUUGAUAACAUGGAUAAAAGGAGUCGAACAAACGUCAGCCAUUUGGAAAACAGGGGAAACAAAAACUUUACCUGAAUCAAUAAAGUUUCAAAUGGUAUCAGUGAACGGGGAAUCUGCAGAGGUUGUGUACCGGAUAAUAGUAUUACCAAAACCAACAGCCGAUAAAGAAGCGUUGAUAAAACAGAUAAAAGAAAAUGAAGAGAAUGUCAUUGUUUGUGACAAAGAAGAAAAUGACACGUUAACUGAAUGGAUAAGUGACAACAAGGAAACGAUAAUAAAAUCGAUAGGAAAAGACACAAUUACGUUUAUUGGAAUUAUAAAAGGUGAUAAUAAAUUGUCAGAUGACAAUAUUAGACAAGACAUUGACAUUUUAACUAAAAUACCGUGGUUAUCAUGCAGGGGUAUGUUUAGACAUUAUUCUAUUAUUCUAUCAAAAACAACAAGUAAUAAGGAAACUUCAACGGAAUGCAUUCUACAGGACAAAGAAACGUCAACAGAAUGCAUACUGCAGGACAAAGAAACGUCAACAGAAUGCAUAUUACAGGACAAAGAAACGUCAACAGAAUGCAAACUACAGGACAAAGAAACAUCAACAGAAUACAUAUUACAGGACAAGGCAACGUCAACAGAAUACAUAUUACAGGACAAAGAAACAUCAAUGGAAUGCAUACUACAGAACAAAGACGCUGAUUUGAUUCAACCUGACAAUAAACCGCCAACGUAUUGCUUACUUCAUAACACACUUAUUGAACGGAUUCAACAAGGUAGUGAACCGCCUACUGAAUGUAUAUUAGAAGACAAAGAAACUAUGACUGAAGGAUCACUACAGGACAAGAAAAUAAUGACUGCACAGACAACGCACAUGAGGGAAUUGUUUGAACCAGGAUGUCCAUCUGCCUUAGAUAUAACCCCAACGACAAUUACAUUAACAUGGGAUGAUCCAAUUGUAGGAGCUGAUUGUUAUGAAAUAAAAUGUGAACAAAAAAACAUCAGUGUUGUAAGCUACUAUAAAACAUCUGUGAAUUCUUGCAAAUACAUCGUAAAAGGCUUAAAACGCAACACAGAGUAUGAACUUACAAUUCAAGCAGUCAAAAAUGAAGUAAAUAAAGGACCUUACAGUAAAGCCUUAAAAGUAUCCACAUCGGCAAUCUCAAAUUAUAGUAUUGCAGAGUUUUUAUAUGUUUUGUUUUACAUUGUAAUUUUGAUAUGGUUUUCAUAUUUAUUCUGUUAUAUUGUGUUCAUUAAAUAAAUAAAGGUUUGCUUCUUCA
This is a messenger RNA of Mytilus californianus (California mussel), 1620 nucleotides long. RefSeq lists its product as uncharacterized. Bases 144 to 1601 code for a protein of 485 amino acids. The record is from RefSeq and is a predicted model, not a curated record. Lineage: Eukaryota; Metazoa; Mollusca; Bivalvia; Mytilida; Mytilidae. Gene Ontology annotation, molecular function: protein binding. The transcript has 3 exons.